UUUCUUUGCACUCGCCGGCAGUUGCAAUGUGGGAGACAUGAUUGACGCGGCCGCCAUUUUGCUGGCCGCGCUUCCAUUGUGUGCGAGAUCGUAAAUAUCUGACACUGCAACAACACGCUCGACACCCUGCGAUAAAACGCCGCUUAAUUUACCCUGGGUGAUACUCGGUGGUCAUGGCUCGUACCAAGCAAACUGCCCGUAAAUCCACAGGAGGAAAGGCUCCUCGUAAACAGCUGGCCACCAAGGCCGCUCGCAAGAGCGCCCCCUCAACUGGUGGCGUCAAAAAGCCCCAUCGUUACAGGCCUGGUACCGUGGCUCUGAGAGAGAUUCGUCGGUACCAGAAGUCCACGGAGCUGCUGAUCCGCAAGCUGCCCUUUCAGCGCCUGGUCAGGGAGAUUGCUCAGGACUUCAAGACUGACUUGCGUUUUCAGAGCGCCGCUAUUGGUGCUCUGCAGGAGGCCAGUGAGGCAUACCUGGUGGGCCUAUUUGAGGACACCAACCUGUGCGCCAUCCACGCCAAGCGGGUCACCAUCAUGCCCAAGGACAUCCAGCUGGCCCGCCGAAUCCGCGGAGAGCGUGCUUAGAAAGGAUUUUUCACCUUUGUCCCUUUUAUUUCUUUCUUUGCCUUGCCUCACCCCCUCCCAUCUCCCCAGCUUCUCUGUAGACUUUUAAGAGGUAGAAUUACGUUGAUGUUUGGUCUCUGCGGUUUCUUUGUCUUCACCAAAUGUUUCAUGCAAACUUUUUUGUGCACGUACAAGGUGUUGCAGAUCAGGCAAACAUAGGCACGCACGUUCAACCAUGCUGGGUUUGAGAGGGGCGUAUCCAGACACCAGUCACACCUUUGGGUCCAUGUUGGACUCCUGGGCUGCGGAUGGGGUGAGAAGAAGGGCUAGUCUGCUUAAGGGGAGCUGCAACUUCCACAGCAGGGUGCUAUUAAAACUAGUCUGACACUUCUGCGCCGUCUUACUUGACACACAUCUAGUCAGUCGUAACCUCUCCUCUCAUUGCGCACCAGCAGCUCGACGACUCGCUCCACCUUUUCAAAGCACAUCUCUGCCUCGAAAGUGUGUGCGGGCAGUCAGUUUGCGUGCAUGUGUGAACUCUGAUCUUCUCGACCAGCUGUAAUCGACAAGCAAAAAAAUCUUCAUGGGAUUAUUGUGGAAAUGGUGUCUAUUUUUGUUUUACUUGUCAAAAUCACAAAUCAACCCAUCCUUUUCCACUUCUGGAAUUGAAGCAUGAAAAAAAAUGUUGAAGGCUUUUUUUUUUUUUUAAAUAGUAACAUGAAUUGAAAAUCAAAGGGCUUCUGUCCAACAUUGAGCUAUAUUUUUAAUUGCAGGCACAAAGGGGCGACAUUUUACCAGCAGUCGUUGCCUGUUGGGGAACAAACCUUGUUUUCUUUGGUGUCAUGUGGUUUUAUUCCGCAACAUAAUUUAACAGGACAUACAGCUGAGGUGGUCAUUUCUCACGUCUCUAAUUCUCUGUCCCUUUCUCCAAAUUUGUAAGACACACUAUAACCUCAUUGCUUUAUUUUAUAUUUUUUGGUAAAGGCUCAAGAUUUUCAAAUGUAUGAAUAAGCUGAUCUUUGUAUUUUCCAAAUUACGGUAGCAUUAAAUAGAUGUUAAAAAGAAACCAAUGUAAGUUGCUGUUUGUUUUGCUCAAUUAAGAUCCAGAAACUUGUGUGUGCCAUAUGUUUAUAUACGAUAUAUUUGCAGAUACCACAUAAGGAAUGACUUAAGUGGUUGUACGGUAAAAAACAAAACAAAAAAAACCAAAUAUGAAACCAUUUGGAAAAAACAGGAAGUACGACCGUGACUGAGCGUGCACCACGGUAACCUUAGUCGUAUACCGGGACCUUUGUAAACCGAGGACCACCUGUAAUAGAAUUGUGAUAGAAACUGAUUUAAGUAUACAGUACUGCAUAAACCCCUUGCAGCUACCAGUACCCUUGCAAUGAUGCCAUACCCCCUAGCGGAUGUCAUCUGACUCGCUUUGAGGCAAUGCAAAAAUCGUAAAUAAUUUACGCAUAUAAUUGCCAUGGGGGGGAAGCGUGAAUAAGCGAGGGAUCAGGAAAAAGACGACAUAAGCGGGUGGUUCCUAAAAGAAUCCGCGAAUAAUGAACUGCAAAUUUGCACUACUCAUAUGUGGGUGUUUAUUCGAUUACAGGCCUUUUUGUGUCCUUGAUGUAAAAGUGUAAGAAAAAAAUUGAUUUUUUUCAAUAACCAGCAGUGGGCGUGCCUAAUUAUAAGUGUUGGCUAAAAUUCCAUGUUAAUAUUAGUAUAUUCUGACAUUUUUUGAGCGGUUUUAUGGUGGUAUUUUACAGUUUUCACCCUGUCCCUAGCCCAGGGUUUGGUUAUAUGAAGCUCUAUCUUACUACUAAAAAAAUGCUAAAAUGGUGUAACUUUUACCAUAAAUUCCUUAAAAUAUAAUAGAAUUAAUGAUUUGUCAUCAUAUAUACAAACAUUUCAAAUUCUGUCUUUUAUUCUUACUAAAAUAUGCCUGUCCCUUAAAGUUGCUGUCAUUACCGCCACAUUGACCAUUUUCAGAUCAAUAAAGUUGAUUCAAAAUCUGA
Phyllopteryx taeniolatus (common seadragon) is the source of this 2569-nucleotide messenger RNA. It is a transcript of the gene h3f3c, whose product is annotated as H3 histone, family 3C. Bases 174 to 584 code for a protein of 136 amino acids. The record is from RefSeq and is a predicted model, not a curated record. The transcript has 4 exons. Gene Ontology annotation, molecular function: protein heterodimerization activity; DNA binding; structural constituent of chromatin. NCBI's taxonomy places the organism in Eukaryota, Metazoa, Chordata, Actinopteri, Syngnathiformes, Syngnathidae. Gene Ontology annotation, cellular component: nucleosome.